UUUUUUUUUUUUUCUUGAACUCACAUGGAUGGAGAACGCAAUGCUCAACAGCAACUCAUACGUGGAAUGUAUAGGUUGAGUUUCUUUGUAUUCCUCUUCCUGUUCUCCAUUCCAUUUCUUAGUUAUCCCGAAAACGAUCCCGACCAUAAUUGGCCUUCUACAGUUGAAGAAGUACGUGAAGCACUACAAUUGGAAAAAGAAACAAUUGGCAAUGUUACUUUUGGAUACAACGUCUCUCAUGUAUGUCAAAAAAAAAAGAAUUCUUAUUCUGUUGUUCAUAUUCCAUCUGAUUUUUUUUUUCUACUCCCUUUUUUAGCCUUUACCAGCAACAAUGAGCACUCAAGUUCAACAACUUUAUACCACUGGUCAACAAGAGACUAAUCAUUAUUAUCACAAUGUUACUGCUAUAUUCAAAGGCUCUUGGUCAAGUCAAAAUGUUACUCCACAUGAAAAUGACAUUGUCAACAGGACAUUAUUACAAACGAAUCGAGGCCAAUUUCAUGUUGACAAUGGUGGUACCUUUUCUCUCAACAUCAAAUCCAUUAGAACAAAAAGCGAGAAUAUCAAUUAUAUCCAAGGUCAUAUACGACUGAAGGAUAUGGAUAAAUCUGAUUCUGGUGCCUUACUGCUGGCAGAAGGGUUUCACUACUUGAACAAUGGAUCAAUAUACCUUUUGGGUGCUCCUGAUGGUCAUAACAUUCAACUUCAACAUCUUUUACACAUGCUUCCCACAAAAGAAUCAUUGGAAACUACUCAAGCUUUGAUUACUGAACAUACUGAAAAAAGAAUUAAGGAAUUAGAUCAGCUUGGAUUGCGUGAUAGUCAAAUUUGGGAUGAAGUAGAAGAUCAUCCAAUAUCUGUAGAUUUCGGUUGCAACUUACAAAUCUUUGGUCAAUUGUCGCCCAUCCCUCGGAAUAUCAAAAUGUCACAGUUAUUGGAAUACGAAAAAGAACUAGAAAACCCUCAAGGUAUUAGUACUAUCCAACCACCACCAUUACAAUUGUCGAGUAUCAUGUAUUCACCAGAUUGUGGUCUUGGUUUAUCUAUUGAAAACGCCAGUGGCAUCAAAAUUGAAGAAUACUUUAGCAAGACUAUCUCUUAUGCGACUAUGGCCACCAUCCUUGCGAUUCUACAGAUCUUUUUACUUAUUCAUCAAAUGGAAUAUACUCCUACACCUUCAAGUGUUUCUAAUGUUUCUUACUGGACCAUUGCCAUGCAAGCUAUGAUGGAUGGAUAUAUCUGCUUACUUCAUUUGACAACUGGUGUGGUACUAGAUUCUGUCUUUCUUCCUUUUGCAUCAGCGGCUUUCUUCAGUUUUAUUUUGGUAUCUAUCUUUGGCAUGAGGUAUCUUUUAGUCAUUUGGAGAAUACAACGUCCUGAAUCUGUCCGUACAAAUCAAUCAUCACCUACUUCUGGUCCUCAAACUACAGAAACGACUGGAUCUCAACAACCUGUAUCAUCCUCAAUACAAUCUCAUAUGGAUUUUAGUCGAUUAUAUGCUAUUUUACUUUUUGGUUUGUUCUUAUUCUAUCAAAGUACCACAAGGUCUGCCUUUAUACAAAAUAUAGUCGUAAGUGUACUUGGAUUUGGGUUCUUCUCUUUUUGGAUUCCUCAGAUCAUCCGAAACGUCAGUAGAGGAUGUCGCAAGCCACUUAGUCCUCGAUAUAUACUUGGUAUGACGUUUACUCGUUUAGCCAUCCCAUUAUAUUUCUAUGCCUGUCCUCGAAAUAUUAUAUCACAAGAACCCUCUUUUGGUGUAUGGGUAUUGGUAGUAUAUGUACUGAUUCAAGUAUGCAUCUUAUUCCUUCAAGAUAUUCUUGGCCCUCGAUUCUUCGUACCAGAAAAGUAUCUACCUCAAACUUACAAUUAUCAUCCCAUUCUGCCACCUGAAGACGAAGAAACAACUCAUGGAGGAGAUUCAACUAAUAAAUCAACACAACCCAGGGACUGUGCCAUUUGUAUGCUAUCUGUGGAUACUUCAAGUACUGCUGCAACUGGUCUUCAUGUAUUAGGAAGAACUCAAUAUAUGAUGACACCAUGUCACCAUUUGUUCCAUACGGAUUGUUUAGAAAAGUGGAUGAGAAUCAAGUUGGAAUGUCCCGUGUGUCGAUCUUAUUUACCCUCUUCUUAAUCCAACCUUUUUACAUUGUUAUUAUUUUUUUCUUCUUCUUCUUCUACAAUAUAUUAAUCCUGUCUUAUAUUAUUGUUUGUUUAUGUUUGUAUAUGAAUUACUUCCUCUCUCAUAAAAACGUUGAUGACCUUUCUGCUAAUAAAAAUCAAUACCAAAUAUUCUAUCCAUUAACAAUAA
This is a messenger RNA of Halteromyces radiatus, 2308 nucleotides long. RefSeq lists its product as uncharacterized. NCBI's taxonomy places the organism in Eukaryota, Fungi, Mucoromycota, Mucoromycetes, Mucorales, Cunninghamellaceae. The record is from RefSeq and is a predicted model, not a curated record. The coding region runs from base 332 to 2131 and encodes 599 amino acids. The transcript has 11 exons.